Indicator indicator is the source of this 1581-nucleotide messenger RNA. RefSeq names its product nucleolar protein interacting with the FHA domain of MKI67 (gene NIFK). Gene Ontology annotation, molecular function: RNA binding. The transcript has 7 exons. The record is from RefSeq and is a predicted model, not a curated record. The coding region runs from base 1 to 1221 and encodes 406 amino acids. Gene Ontology annotation, cellular component: nucleolus. NCBI's taxonomy places the organism in Eukaryota, Metazoa, Chordata, Aves, Piciformes, Indicatoridae. Gene Ontology annotation, biological process: maturation of LSU-rRNA from tricistronic rRNA transcript (SSU-rRNA, 5.8S rRNA, LSU-rRNA).
AUGGUGCCCACUGCCACCUCCCGCCUGUGGGACCUCCCGCGCCCGAAGGGGUCCUUCUGCACGGACGGCGCCGGGCCGCCCCGCGCACUGCCUGAGCGGUCGGAGGAGCCAGGAAGUGGCAGAAGGAGCGGUGCGGUGAGGUGGGCCCGGCCCCAAGGCGACCGCCGCCCCGCCGGGCCACGCCAGGGCCCCGCUGCCUGGCGACAGCACCGCGUUGCUACGCGACGUCGUCCGAGCUGGUUCGCUCGGCAGCGCCGCGCCCCGUUGCUAGGAGACGGCACAUGGCCGCUCCGCGCCUGCGGGCUCCGGCCGCCGCACGACACCGCGUGCGAAGGAGGCGAGUACUUCCGGCGGGGGGAGGGCAGCAUGGCGGCCGUGACGGGGGCUGCAGAGGUGGCCGAGCCCGUACCUGUGCGGACACCUGCGUCAGCGUCGUUUCUGGCCUUGGAGCCACGGCUGCAGCACGAGUUCCAGCAAAAGGUGCAGCAGCAGGGCCGCAAGAAGCGAGGGACUAAGGAGGAGUUGACGCCGGGCGUAGUGUACGUGGGACACCUCCCGCGGGGGCUCUGCGAGCCGCAGAUCCGGGAGUACUUCGAGCAGUUCGGGACGGUGACGCGACUUAGGCUCUCGAGGAGUAAGAAGACGGGAGGUAGCAAAGGCUACGGAUUCAUUGAGUUUGAGUCUGAUGAUGUGGCUAAGAUUGUUGCAGACACGAUGAACAACUACCUGUUUUCUGAAAGGCUUCUGAAGUGUCAGUUCAUGUCUCCUGAAAGAGUCCACGAAAACCUCUUCAAAAACAGUAACAAAGUGUUUCUGAAGCCCUCUCAGCCAGCAGUCAGGCGGUACAAUAAGGUUCGUUCACUGGUGCAGAAGGCAAAGAUGACAAAGCGACUGCUACGAAAGGAGAGGCUUCUACGGAAAAGGCUGGCUGAGAAGGGACUCGACUAUGACUUCCCAGGAUUUGCUGCACAGGAGCUUCCCACAAAGAGAAUUAAAGUUAAAACACCCAAGAAGUCAAAACUGAACGUUUCUUUGAGCAGCCAGGAUCCUACUCCAGUCUGUACUCCAACAGUGCUCGAGCGCCGGAAAGCUGGCCAGGUGGACGAUGACACAGAGGACAAUGAAAUAACUCUCAGACUGCCCCCUGCCAGCGUUAAGAAAGCUGUGCAGAGACAAAAGAAGCAGCCAAGAAAAAGACCAAACCUGAAGAAACCGACGUAAAAUUUUGACUGUAGCCAUGUUUUUUCCUCAGCUCAAAAAGUGGCAAGGUGGAACUUGUUGUGGUUCUGCUGCCCUGGCUUGAUUUGCCUUGACUAGGCUGUUUCAGUCUAUCCUAGGCAAGGAAUCUCUUUGCAAUCCCCUCUUAACCCCACCCUGUUUAACCAUCGGGACCUGCAGCCUUCUGCCUUUGAAGAUACUCUUGACUUUGUGCUCACAGGUGCCUGUGCUGUGAAACACCUACAGUUAUGUCACAAUCUUAAUUCUGUAACUUGUCUCUAGCACUCAGUGCUUUGAAAGAAAGCAUUAGGCUGUGCAUUCAGUACUUGCUGAUGCAGGUAGUGUCUUACACCUAUAAUUCAU